Amyelois transitella is the source of this 2917-nucleotide messenger RNA. It is a transcript of the gene smo, whose product is annotated as protein smoothened. The transcript is spliced from 10 exons. Gene Ontology annotation, molecular function: transmembrane signaling receptor activity; patched binding. Gene Ontology annotation, cellular component: cilium; plasma membrane; dendrite. The coding region runs from base 143 to 2407 and encodes 754 amino acids. Lineage: Eukaryota; Metazoa; Arthropoda; Insecta; Lepidoptera; Pyralidae. The record is from RefSeq and is a predicted model, not a curated record. Gene Ontology annotation, biological process: smoothened signaling pathway; commissural neuron axon guidance; central nervous system development.
AAUCAAUGAGUGUAAGAAGAAUGUUAUUGGAGAAGCUUCUGCUGACUACUUGAGGCCCUGAGAGGCUUCAUUUCAACCUUGAGUCCCGAAUUCUGGAGCUGUCUUCUGCUGAAUUUGUCGUCAUCACACCAACUUCAUUAUAAUGCUCCUUGUGAAAUGUCUUACUGCAUUGUUCACGGUUUGGAUGUGCCAUGCGAGCCAGGUCGACCACGGCGCCGACAAAAACUCAAUCAUUAUAGAAAACACAACAGAAAUACUUGAACCAAUAAAUGGAACUAUAAACUUCAGACUGAUAAAGCCUAACAGAGCCACGCCAUGGUACCCGGAGCGAGAGAUGAAACUCGACAGCUGUGUCAGAAAAGCGAGAUGCGAACCAUUGGACAGGCUUUGGUGUUUAGGUUCCAAAUUACCUUAUGACAAAACGAGCGUUCUACUGACUUUUUACGAAAAUCAGAGUCAAAUCCAAGCGCAAUUGGAACUGUACAAACAACUAAUAAAUGUGCCAAAAUGUUGGGCUGUCAUACAGCCCUUUCUCUGCGCUACAUUUAUGCCAAAAUGCGAAGAAAUACUUGGCCAGGAUAUGGUGUACCUUCCUUCGUUCGAGAUGUGCAAGAUCACUAUGGAACCUUGCGCUAUCGUAUACAACACGACAUAUUUUCCAUCGUUUUUGAAAUGUAACACUUCUUACUUCCCGACAAAAUGUGAAACGCCCGCAAGAGAAAUGAAAUUUAAUACAACGGGAAAAUGUAUUGAGCCCCUUAUUCACACAGAUAAAGUCCAGCAUUUUUAUGAAGGCAUAUCGGGAUGCGGUCUACCGUGCCGCGAUCCCCUGUACACAGAAGACGAACACCAACAGAUCCACCGCCUGGUGGCCUGGGGGGCGGGCAUCUGCCUCGCGCUGAAUCUGCUGACCGUAGCCACAUUCCUCAUUGACUGGCGCAGUGCAAACAAGUACCCGGCGCUGGUCAUCUUCUACAUCAACGUGUGUUUUGCUGUCGCUUCAAUGGGGUGGCUUGUGCAAUUCGGCGUUGGAUCAAGAGAUGAUAUCAUUUGUUCUAAAGAUGGUACUAGGCGAAGGGGAGAGCCGUCUGCCGAAGAAAACUUGUCUUGCGUUGUGGUAUUUGUAUUGGUAUACUACUUCAUGAUGGCAGCAUGCGUGUGGUUCGUGAUAUUCACAUACGCUUGGCAUAUGAGUUUUCGCGCUUUGGGAAAAAUUCAAGACCGUAUCGACAAGAAGGCUGCGUACUUCCAUCUAGUCGCGUGGUCGCUACCAUUGGUGCUCACGAUCGCGACGAUGGCUUUCGGAGAAGUGGACGGCAGUAGCGUGACGGGGGUCUGCUUCGUGGGCUACGCCAACCACGGCAUGAGGGCCGCUCUGCUGCUAGCACCGCUGUUUAUAGUGCUGGUGCUUGGCGGGUACUUCUUGUUGCGAGGUGUAUUCACGUUGAUCGCCGUCCGAGUGUCCGGCAAAGACGUGAUAUCCCCGCGUCACUCGACUAAGAUCCGGCAGACUAUAACUCGUUGCUCGCUCACAGCGGCAUUAGUGUCGGUCUUUAUUUGCGGCACCUUCGCCUGUCACAUCUACGAGUUCAGAAACGCGGAGAUGUGGUAUGAAGACUUUAAACAGAACAUCGUAUGUCGCCUAGAAGCUCUAAAGGAGCCCAGCAAAGAGUGUCCAGCUGGCGCUCGGCCGUCGGUGUCGGUGCUACAGCUGCGGCUGCUGUGCUGCUUCGCGGCCGGCGCGCUCAUGGCCUCCUGGACCUGGACGCCCGCCGCCGCGGCUUCUUGGAGACGCUACCUCGCCAGAAAAUGCGGUUGCUCCGUGGAAACCGAAGUGACGCGUCGUGCCCGCAAGCACGAGCUGAUCGCGCGCGCCUACCGCCGCCGCGGGGAGUUCGCGGCGCGCGGCCGCCUGUCCAUCUCUCUGGGCGGAUCCCGGCAAGAUCCUGUGGGAUUCUGUCUGGACCACACCUCGCCUAUGGACUAUCCAGACGACGGAAAGCAUGAGAGUGCCGAACUAUCAUCAUCUUGGGCGGCCAAUCUCCCUCGUUUUGUCCGUCGUCGCGACGCCCUGGUGCUUCCGACGCACACUCAUCACUCCCUCAGUUCCACGCCCGACCGCCGCAACUCUCAAGACUCACAAAUCAGCAUCAGCCUUCGUCACGUCUCAGUUGAAUCUCGCAGAAACUCCGUUGAUAGCCAGCUGUCGGUCAAAAUAGCUGAAAUGAAAACUAAGGUCGGAAGGCGACGAACCAAGCAUAGUAAAGCCAAAAGAAAGGCCAGAGUUGCCAACUCGCGUAAAGAAAGUACACCGUCCAUUGAGAGCCAAAUAAGUCGCUAUUGGCUGCAAUCUGUGGCGGCUAACAAUGAUCCGUCCCGGGAAGAAGUGAAGUUUAGUUUUGAUUAGAAUGGUUAUAUGGAAACAUAUCUGAUCGUUGUUUAUGGAUGCCUGUUGGGAGGGGAGAUUAUGAAGUCCGUCUAAUCAUGAUCUGCAUGUACCGACUGUCAAUCCGAAUUUCGACAACCAUCUAUUUUGAAAGAAUGUCGAUUUGGAAUAUCUAUUUCGCCAUACUUUGCAUCGAUAAAACAACAGAAUCAACUUCGGCAAGACAUCACUUCGCAACACCCUUCUUCGAAGAGCGACUCUUUGGAAAUAGUUGUCUGACGAAAUUUGGAAUAACAGUCGCGACACAACAACCAUGAUGGUUAAUAUUUAUAAAUGCAAUUUAGUAUGUAAGUGUGAAAGUUCAAAUAAGUGUUCCCAAAGGAUAUUAAUCCGCGUGAUUGUUUAGUCAUCGCAUAGUUUUAAUUCGAAUUCAACAUGAUGUUGCAAAAAAUAGUAAAUAAAACAAAAAAAAAAGACUGACCGAAUCUCUUCGAUACAUUUUGUAUGAAUUUUUAUAAUAUUCAAUUCCAU